Molecule: messenger RNA, 3123 nt
Organism: Sitodiplosis mosellana (orange wheat blossom midge)
Lineage: Eukaryota; Metazoa; Arthropoda; Insecta; Diptera; Cecidomyiidae
Exons: 7
Coding region: 380-1234 (284 amino acids)
Cellular component (GO): membrane
Source: RefSeq, a predicted model, not a curated record
AAAUGGGUAAACAAGUGUUGUGUUUGUAUUGGUGCGUUUGUGUGCGUGUACGAGUGAGACAGUCGAUGCGAGUGAAUGAGAAACGAGGAAAAGGUCACAUGAAAAGCUAAACUUCAAAAAUAUUGCUUUUCUGGAAAUUAAUUUUUCGUUUGAACAGAAAAAUCAACAACGUGAACCAACUAAACGAAUUUCCUUCGAAUUGCAUACACUCAUCGAAUUGAAAAAGUGAUAAAGUGAACGACGGGCUGAAACUCGGUGAUUUUGUGGAUUUUCUUCGGUGAUUUUCUUAUCGACAAGAGAACGACCAGCAAAAUCGCAUUUCGUGUGAGCGUGUGAUAAGGAAAAUCCUUCGAAUUUUUGGUCGAACGAACGCAACAAAAUGAAUUACAUUUUUAGCAUAAAUCAAUUCAAUUUCGAUCGAAUGGUCAAUUGGUUGAUUAAAUUGGCCGUGAUUUUGGGCAUGUUGAUUUACAUUUCGAAUGCACUGCAAUUGGAAGGACUGGCAACGAAAAAACCACGGACCACAAAAUUUCCAUCGAAAGCAGCGGGUGAUUCUGGUGGAGCAUCCGUAUCACUUUAUCGUGUUAACAACACCAAAGGUACGACCUGCAUUCUCAUUCGCACCGAUGGCAUUCUCGAUAUUAAGUAUCGCAAAUCGACUGGCGAAGAUGCGACCGCCAACACUUUUAUGCCCGACGAAACCGAACUCAGCGGUGACUGUUCCGAUGACAAUGUGCAAAGCUUAACGAUGAUAUUCAAGGGAUUCACACUGUUUAUGCUGUUCAAGAAAACACCUGGCGGCGAACGAUGGUACGUUAGCACCAUCGAUCUAGCUUACUCAUCAUCCAAUCCGUUGCUUGAGCAAAUCGAUCGACCAAAUCUACAAGUGAAAUUGACAUCCGAUCCAAGCAAGCUACUAUUCCCGACGCCAGUUGGUAAAUCCUACUCAUGCAAUGAAUCUGAUAUCAUAUUGCAUUCACGGGAUGAAUACGAUGGAAUUGGACACACAGCUAUCCUGAAUUUGCGCGAGUUACGCAUGCAAAGUUUUAUGUUCAGAGUACAGGGCACCUGGGGACCUCCAUACCAGUGUUCAGCCUCAGGCACUUAUCGCGAUGAGUCAGCACCAUUGUUCGUUGGAACCACAUUAGCAAUAGCAUCAUUAGCUGCCGUUAGUGCAUAUGGUGUUUGGAGGUAUUACAAAAUAAAGAAGUUCCAAUACGGAACAAUGGAGUAAAUAUCGAAAUGAAUGUCUAUUCUUCACAGAAGUGGGCACUAGGGGGGUGUAUUUCCGGAUUUACCCUCCACUUGGAGAUGGUAACGUCCGGAUUUCCGCCCUCUAAUUUUGCUGGUCGUGACCUCCCCCUAAAUUUUUUAUAAUGAAAAAAAAAAUGGAUCUUAAUACCCCCGCCCUAAAAAUUGAUUCUCAUCGCAUCAAGUAAAUAAUAAACAAACAAACGUUACGUUUACUUUUUCAUUUGUAUAAACUUUAAGUUUUUAUUUGCGUCACUAUAAACGUUGAUACAUGAUUUUGAUUUGAAUUUUAUACAUCAUCAUCUGUCUGUUCAAAACCACAUCUGUGCAUUCAAUUGUAUUCAAUUCUUCAAUUGGCGCUUGUCAUCAGGUUGUUUGAUCUAACCAAAAAAGGAAUGGACACUUUUUUUUUAACGACACACACAGGAGCCGAUUGUCUCCUGUCAACUUGGACGCAAUUAUGCGGAUUUAGUUGAAUAGACCGGACGAUUUGUCAUACUUUGCAGCUGCAAAGCAACUCUAACUCUUUCCACUUCUGACGUGUUUUGCGAAAACAAUGUCGAUAAAUUAAAUUUGUUUAUUUUGUCUAAAUGUUUUUUUAUCAACACGUCGACCAAAUCUCCUUUGAAGCCAUUUAUUUUCGCCAUUUGUUUUAUGCGAGCGUAUUCAGUCAUGUAAUUUUGUGCCGAGAGUUUCAUUCGACACAAUCGAUGAACCAUUGAAUGAUACGCAGCCAAUUUGUGUUGCAUGCUACAGUUUGAAUCACUAGUUAUUGUUCUCAAGGUGUCAGUGGGUUUGUGGUAAAUGGCAAUAUCAAUUUUAUUGUCCACAGAAGUUGACAAUUCCAUGUCCAAAAACGAUAAUUUACACUUAUCAUUCUCCCUCUCACACGUAAAUUUAAUCGAAUCGAAUCGAUUAUUGAGCACGUUUAACACUAAGUCAAUAUUUAUUAAUAAAAUUCAAAUCAAAAAUCAUGUAUCAACAUUUAAAGAAAUUUCACAAUAAAUUUUUCUUUCGCACUUUUUUCAUUAAAUGAAUUUUGUUUUUUGUUUUUAUAAAUUAAAGCAAAAAAAAAACACUUAAACUAAUUCAAUAUUUUCUUCAUUUUUGCGCAUGACUAAGGAACAUUAUCAUUUCGUUCGCUUGGAUGGCGAAAUUGUGGUUUUUCAAAUUCUCCUCGAAAGAAAUUAUAAGAAAAAUAUUAGUGCAACUUAUCACACAAUCUUUUAAUUGUAACAGACGCCAAAAAAGAUCAAACAUUGAAAAAGAUAAUUCAAAAAAACUCUCCGGAAAAUUCACACUUCUACCGUUUCAGAACUAAACACUUUACGUUUUCGAUGUAUUCAACUCAUACACCAACUCACUCACUCAUUCACUCCUUGUUCUAAAGUCGAACGUGAGGCCGACAUAACAAAACACAAUGAAAAAACAAUGCUAAAAAAACAACUAUUUAAAAAAAUGAAUGAAAUGAAUUAUAUAUACAAAAUAAAGUUGAAAGUCUUCCAUUUUGAUUUAGUGUUUAAAAAAAAAGAGAUACAUUUAAUAUUUAAAGAAAAAGAAAGAGUAGUGCAUAAAUCAAAUAGAAAAUUUAUUCGUAAGAUAUGAAAACAAAUGUAAUGUUUAACAGCAGCAGCAUCAAUAGCAAAAUUAUUGAAAUAAUGAUGCCGUUAUCGUGUAGCAAAUUGCAGUUAAGUAAAUUUUUGCAAAUUGCAAGCAUUUGGAUAUGUGCGCAAGUUCAAGCCUUGAAUUUCAAGGCAACAGCUGUCUCAAAAACAAGAACAAUGAUCUCAUCCAAUUUGCAGAGGAAAACAAUGGUUGAGAUCAGCCAAUUUAAAAGAGAGAGAGAGAGAGAGAGAGAGAGAGAGAGAGAGA